Molecule: messenger RNA, 918 nt
Organism: Neltuma alba
Lineage: Eukaryota; Viridiplantae; Streptophyta; Magnoliopsida; Fabales; Fabaceae
Product: acyl carrier protein 3, mitochondrial-like
Exons: 3
Coding region: 182-583 (133 amino acids)
Biological process (GO): fatty acid biosynthetic process
Cellular component (GO): mitochondrion
Molecular function (GO): acyl binding; acyl carrier activity
Source: RefSeq, a predicted model, not a curated record
UUUGCGUUCACUUAUUCACUUAACAAGCUCAUUUUAUUCAGGGCUUUUGAAAUUUAAAAAUGCUGUUUGUGUUUAAUAGACUUUGGCAUUGGCACAUGGGACAUGAAGGUGCCACGGACACGGCAACGCAAUAUUCAUAUGUAAUAUAAAAAUGUUGUGUCGUGUCUAAUAAUUGUUUUACAUGUAUCUCUUGGAUAUGCAGAGCAUAAGGAAGUCUAUCUUGAGACAUAUAAAUUUGAGGAGGUCAAAUGAAAGAUGGUUUUUGGUGAGGGAUGAGAAUGUUCUGAUGCAAUUGAGAUGCCUUUGCUCCUCAGCUGAUGCCAGCUCUGAUGUGAUAUUGGAUCGAGUUAUUGGAUUGGUGAAGAACUAUAAUAGGAUUAACGCUUCUAAGGUUACUGAAACAGCUGAUUUUCAGAAAGACUUGAACCUCGACAGCUUGGACAGGGUGGAGCUUAUUAUGGCUCUUGAAGAAGAAUUUUCCAUUGAAAUCCCUGAUGAGAAGGCAGAAAAGCUAACUUGCUGUGCUGAUGUUGCGAAGUACAUAACCUCUGAAGCUUCUCAGAAAGCUGCUGAAAAGCCCUGACUUCUUGGCAAUAUUGCCUUGACGUGGUAUUCAAAAGUCUCCUAUUUCAGCUAUCAGAGUUCCUUUAAGUCAGCCAUUUUUCAACUACUUGUGUCGUUGGUUGACCUAUCUGCUGCUUCAACAAGUUCUUUGUUGUUAGAAUCAUGAAGACUUAAAGAUCAUAGCGAUUGAAUUUUGUUGAAGUUAAGAUAGGUUAGUCUGGUUGAAAUGCUGUGUUUGUUGAUCUUUUAGAUGUUUCAUAGAUGCAGUGAUCAGAAGAAUUCUAAGCACAGAAAUCAUUCAGUCUAAAGAUACAUAAGCUAAUCAAAGACGGGAUUGGUUUUUCCAUGCUUUUA